Apis florea (little honeybee) is the source of this 4642-nucleotide messenger RNA. RefSeq names its product PRL-1 phosphatase. The record is from RefSeq and is a predicted model, not a curated record. Gene Ontology annotation, biological process: protein dephosphorylation. NCBI's taxonomy places the organism in Eukaryota, Metazoa, Arthropoda, Insecta, Hymenoptera, Apidae.
AGAAAACGAAAUCAAGAUAAUUUUUUGUACCAUUGUUAGGCGGUAAAUUAGCAAACGUAUAAUAUAUCAAACAUUUGAAUGUAGCGCCACAUAGUCAGCCAACCAAUCGCACUAUAGAACUACUGAGGCCACCUUGCGGCCUUCUUCCGCCAUUUCCGUCAGUUGUCCACAAGCUUUUCUGGCGUGCGGACGUACGUGAAUAUUCGGCGUGUUCUGUCACCUACGGAGUCGCGUUUUCGCUAACGAACGCCCCACCGUACCUUCCAUAUUCAAUGUGUAUGGCGAUUCAGUUUCCUGGUGAGUGCAUCCUCACAUACAUGGAGUUUCAGCUGGAUAGUGCAGAAUACUGCCAGGCUCAACACAAGUAGAGAGACACGCCCAAAUACCCUAGAAUUUGCUAGGUACUAUUAAAAAAGAAAUAAGGAAAGAACAUCUUAAUCAGGCAAAAAAAUUUUUAUAAUAUUGGGAUCAUUGCCUCAAAGUCAGAAAAUCAUCAGCUAGUCAUCACGCAAAACAUAGAAGAAUUAAAUAGAAUCAAUUGUUAAUUUACAAUAUUAAAUGCAAGCAUUGUAGUUACUGAGCGCACCUGAUCCAGGCGCACCCAGUGCCAAAUAGAUUAUCUUCCGAAUCAUAGUCAAGGAUCCCAAGUGGGAAUCAAUCGCAUAUCAACAACGCCUAAUGUAACGUAGCCCUCUCCCCUUCAGUGAAAUUUGCACCUUAACAACCCUUCUUGAGGUCUACAUGUAAACCCAUUGUUCUGUCCUCUGUAAAAAAAUAACAAAGUAUUCAAUUAGUUAAAUGAGAAAUAACUUUAUAAGACUGACAUCUAUGGGCUAAGUUGUCAAAUUCAGCCUUUGUUGCUUGAUAGUGUGGCAAAAAUUGCAAAAAUAAAGAGAAACAGUGUCGUACAAAAUUAUUAAAAACAUAAAAGUUAAAACAGUAAAAAAGUAGGAGUUUUACACCACUUGUUGUCCAAAAGGAAAUGAGCAACAUGAGGGUGAAGGACAUCAGACCGGAGCCCGCCGAGAUCGAAUAUAAAAACAUGAAGUUCCUCAUUACUGAUCGGCCCAAUGAUCAGACCAUUCAUACUUUUAUUCAAGUAUGUUUCUUGAAUUAAAAAAAGCACAAUGUCAAAGAAGUAGUGAGGGUCUGUGAACCAACGUACAAAAUUGAAGAACUUAAAGCAGAAGGGAUCAAUGUCAUAGAUUUGGUAUUUGAUGAUGGCACAUUUCCACCAAAUGAAGUUAUCGAUGAAUGGUUUGAAUUGCUAAAAAAUCGAUUCCGCGAGUCUCCAGAUGCAUGCGUGGCAGUGCAUUGUGUCGCAGGACUUGGUAGAGCACCGGUCUUAGUUGCACUUGCUCUUAUUGAGUUGGGAUUAAAAUACGAAGAUGCAGUCGCGUUAAUUAGGGACAAAAGACGAGGAGCCAUCAAUUCAAAGCAGCUGGCCUAUCUUGAGAAAUAUCGUCCCAAGUCUCGGUUGAAGCUCAAAAAUGGACAAAAAAACUCCUGCUGCGUCCAAUAGAUCAAACGAUUUCUUUAAAAAGUUACUAAUUCAUACUGAUUGGUAUACCUAAUUGUAUAGGUUUUCGCGCCUGAUAACAAGAGACAUACUGUAUUGACUCUGUUCUGAAUCUGGCCUAUCAAUGGAAAUGCAACCGAACCACUUAUAAAACAAUUUUAAUGGUAUAUUUUGCAUUAUUUGAUUUUCCAGCGUAAAUGAAACAAUUUAAAAUAAAAAUAAAUUGCAUAUAAUUUUUUGCACUUUUCUUUUAUGAAAUUUUUGUAUUUAUUUUUGAUACUAAAUUAAUAUUAAAUGCUAUAGAACAGAGAAAGCCUUCUAAACGUGAUAUAUAUAUAUAUAUAGUAAUAAAAUUUUAAUGGAUCUGAUCAUUUGUAUAAUAAAUAAAAAAUUGGAUCAACUUAUACGUUUUAUAACAAUACUUAGUACCUCGUUUAAGAUUAUUGCGUACAAGUAUUCUAGAAGGCUGCAUUUACUUGGUCCAAUAAAAUAAGACAUAUAAUUAAUUUCUGAACAUAGUUAAUACGUUAUUUAUGCGACAUAUUUUAAGGAUGGUUGGAACAAGCAUCUUUGGAAUAAUAUGAUUUUUAUUGAAAAUGGUUCCUUUGGUACUGCAAUUGUAUCCAGCCAUCAUCAAAUUUAGCUAUUUAGAGAAUUAGUGCAAUAAAAAAUCUCACGUUUCCCAGAAUGAAUGAAUAAAUAUCCUAUCAACUACAGUUUUAAGUAAUUCAACAUAUUUACUUUUAAAUUGUGAUUGAAUAUAAUAUUUUUUGCAGAUGUUUUGCAUAUAACACAAGCAAAGAAAAACAGAAUUUAAACUUACAUUUAAUAAAUUUUUUUGCAAUUGUUGGAAUAAUAUGUAUUAAAAACAUGAAUCUUUAACAAAGUGUGGUUAGUACAUGUUAUCUCUGUUACAAAAAAAAAAAAAUGAAUUUAUACAACCUGUUAAUUUAAUUCAGUUUAUAAAAAUAGGUGUAAUAGACAUUGAAUCAGUGUGUAACACUGUUUUCUAUUUUAUACUAUCAAAUCAAAUUUAAUAUACAUUGUUAGAAAUCAACGUUGAACUUGUGACAUAUAUUUUCAUAUACUUACCACACUUGUAAAAACAAACCGAAAUUUGUAUAAAAUAAAACGAUUUAAUAAAAAGUGUACAGGUAUUUAAAAUUUGUAAACAUUAAUUUUUAAAAUAUAACUCUUAAAUGAAAAAAAAAAAAAAUUGCGUUGCAUUUCCAGUGGCAUGCCGAAUUGAUGAGUGUUCUUAACUCUUACUGGACUUGGAAUCUGCGUUAACUUGAAAUAACGAAUAUUGUGAAACAAAGUGAAGAAAGAAAAUCACUCCAGAGUUAUAUAUCACUUUUAUCGUAGCUUAACGGCAAUUUCACCAAAAUUUUUUAAAACAUCCACUUUUAUUCGAUAAAUUUUAAAAAGCUGCAUACGCAUUUUGUGUGAAGCAUAUAUUGUAAUCGUACUCGCAAUUUUGGUAAAAUUGUCGGUGAUGCUGUACGCCACACUAAACUGUGUUCAAAAGAUAGAAAAAAAAUUCGCUCCUAAACUAAUGAAUAUAAUACUUAGAUCAUUUCAUAAGUCUGACGAUUUAAUGUGAAUGUACGUUUUUGUAUGUAUUAUGAUACAUGGAAUUGUGUUUAUAAUCGUUUCUUGUGCUUAUAGCAAUGGUUGUAUACAAGAGUGAUGUGACGAAUUAUCAUAAUCGAUGUUUGUUAUUUUUUUUUUUUUUUUUUUUUUUCUUCCAUUUUUGAUGAUUAGUGUAUAAGAAUCCUGAAUGACGUUUUUCUACGAGAUUAUUGACUAAUGAUGAAUUCAAUGCAUGAUACGCCAAUGAUAAGAUAUUCGUCCUUUUUGUGCAUAAUUUUUAAGUAUCAUGUAUAACUGUUGUACAUUCACCAUAAUCUCAGACUCGAAAUGAAAUUUGAACCUGGUACAGCUCCUUUUUUGUAAUGUUAAAAAAACUGCAAUAUUUUUUACCAGAGGAUGGGACGAGGGAUAUUCGUAAAAAAAAAGAAAAUUAUCGAGCCUUAGAUCCGAAAUUCAAUAAUCUUCUAAUUAUUCAAUUUUUUUCCUUCGUAGAUUAUUGUAACAAUUAUCAUGAAUCGGUGAAAUGUUCUUUAUUUCUUCUUUUUGAAUAUGAUUUUUUUUUUUUUUAAGGUAAGAUAUUAAUACUUUAAUUAGGUAUACCUAGCAAUUCAUUGAAAAAGUUACCAACAAAUUUUUAUUAUGUGGAAAUUAAUUUUGCACGUCGAUUCACUUCUUCAAGUUAUACUUCAUUGUAGUGAAGUAAUUACGUAUAUGAGUGAACAUAUUUUGUCUGUGAUACAUUUUUUGCGAAAAAAAAAUCGAAAAUUAGAAGGGAUUAAUGAUUGGGCUUAUUGAAAACGUGCUACCUGUGAAAAUGACGUUUAAAGAUCUUUUCAAGGUUACAGCCCACAUUUUUAAAUCGAAUAAUCAAUGGGCAUUCGUAGAUCUUAUUUAAAAUUAUAUUUAGAGACAUAUUUUGAUCUGAAUAUUUACUGUUUCGCGUAGUCACAGAACAUUAGAAGAAGAAAAAAAAAAAACUUUUAUUCUCGAAGAAUUGAAUCGAAACGCUAUAUCAAAUUUUAUUUUAUUUUUUUGAAAAAGAAAAAAAUAAUCCAUAAAAGCAUGAAGUAUUUAGUUUAAUCGUUAUAAUUUUAUAAAUUAGCGAUUGAGAAAAUCGUUUCAUACGAUGAUUCUAUUUUAUGUUAAAAAGAAAAUGUUUCAAUUCAUGUGAAUAACAAGAACAGGAACAACUUAGGUAGCAAAGAAAUCCUCUAUUUUGAACCGACGUAAUGAAGUAAGAACAGUCACUCCUUUCGAAUCGAUUAUGCAAAAAAUAAAUUUAACGAGUUAGCGCAAUUUAAACAAAAAUUACUAUUAUUAUAUAUUUGAUUUGUUAAUGUAAUUUCCUACCUACUGCUGUAUUAAUUGAUUAAAUUAAAUGAAGAAUUUUGUUAUAUUGUAAAACAUCAGUAAUGAAAUAAAAAAGAAUGGAAGUCGUUUUGUGAAGAAAUAUUUUGUGAUGUAUCACUUACAUAUAUGUCUGAUGCGUUGCCAAAAUAAAAUAUCUCUUUGCGAUCUUUCUUUUGCAAA